Caenorhabditis briggsae is the source of this 345-nucleotide messenger RNA. NCBI's taxonomy places the organism in Eukaryota, Metazoa, Nematoda, Chromadorea, Rhabditida, Rhabditidae. Bases 1 to 345 code for a protein of 114 amino acids. The record is from RefSeq and is a predicted model, not a curated record. The transcript is spliced from 3 exons.
AUGCGCUUCUUGCUUCUCUUAUUUGUUCCAGCCCUGGUCCACGGAUUCAGUUCAUCCUUCAAUUAUGGAUGCCAAAAUGGAAAGUGCACUUUCCAACUUGUGGUUCCAAAGGAAGUGGCUCAAUACAUCAACGAAAACACUCUGAGCUCAGAAAUAUCUCAAAUCACUUCGGACAUCGGCAAGCUGAACGACACAAUCACUCACUUCAAUGAUAGUGAAGCUACUAAUUUCACUACGUUGUUCACCCACAACUGUUCCAUUGUUGACGGUGCAGCUCAGAGUUUGAACACCAGUGUCAACGCAGCUCUUCAAAACUCUACUGGUAACUUGAAUAAGCAAUUUUAG